Messenger RNA from Mesitornis unicolor (brown roatelo), 2230 nucleotides. RefSeq names its product cytoplasmic FMR1-interacting protein 1. The record is from RefSeq and is a predicted model, not a curated record. NCBI's taxonomy places the organism in Eukaryota, Metazoa, Chordata, Aves, Mesitornithiformes, Mesitornithidae. Gene Ontology annotation, cellular component: neuron projection; SCAR complex; synapse. Gene Ontology annotation, molecular function: RNA 7-methylguanosine cap binding; small GTPase binding. The annotation marks the transcript as partial. The transcript has 17 exons. Gene Ontology annotation, biological process: regulation of translation; modification of synaptic structure; cell morphogenesis.
CCCUGGUAAAGGGAAAUACUGUUUUUUCUUCUGUUUUCAAAGAGCUGCUCAGUUCCUGCGGAAAAUGGCAGAUCCUCAGUCCAUUCAGGAAUCCCAGAACCUCUCCAUGUUCCUUGCCAACCACAACAAGAUAACACAAUCUUUACAGCAGCAGUUGGAGGUGAUUGUUGGCUAUGAAGAGUUGCUUGCAGAUAUUGUGAAUUUGUGUGUGGACUACUAUGAAAACAAAAUGUAUCUAACGCCCAGUGAGAAACACAUGCUUCUGAAAGUUAUGGGUUUUGGAUUGUACCUCAUGGAUGGAAGUGUCAGUAACAUCUAUAAGCUGGAUGCAAAGAAAAGAAUAAAUUUAGCCAAGAUAGACAAGUUCUUUAAGCAGUUGCAGGUUGUCCCACUGUUUGGUGACAUGCAGAUUGAACUUGCAAGAUACAUUAAGACCAGUGCACAUUACGAGGAAAAUAAAUCCAGAUGGACAUGCACGUCUUCCAGCAGCAGUCCCCAGUACAAUAUAUGUGAGCAGAUGAUCCAAAUCAGAGAAGACCAUAUGCGUUUCAUAUCAGAACUGGCUCGCUACAGCAACAGUGAGGUGGUGACAGGGUCUGGUCGACAGGAAGCUCAAAAAACAGACGCGGAGUAUCGGAAGCUCUUUGAUCUCUCUCUCCAAGGCCUGCAGCUUCUCUCCCAGUGGAGUGCACAUGUCAUGGAAGUGUAUUCUUGGAAGCUGGUACACCCAACUGACAAAUAUUCUAACAAAGAUUGUCCUGACAAUGCAGAAGAGUAUGAAAGAGCAACAAGAUACAAUUAUACUAGUGAGGAGAAGUUUGCUUUGGUUGAGGUGAUUGCCAUGAUCAAAGGUCUUCAGGUGCUGAUGGGCAGGAUGGAAAGUGUUUUCAAUCAUGCCAUUCGCCAUACCAUUUAUGCGGCUCUUCAAGACUUUGCCCAGGUCACGCUCAGAGAGCCACUAAGACAAGCUAUUAAAAAGAAGAAAAAUGUCAUUCAGAGUGUUUUGCAGGCCAUCAGAAAGACAGUCUGUGACUGGGAGGCUGGUCACGAGCCGUUCAAUGACCCAGCACUGCGGGGAGAGAAGGACCCCAAAAGUGGUUUUGACAUCAAGGUCCCAAGGCGUGCAGUGGGACCCUCCAGCACUCAGCUUUACAUGGUGAGAACUAUGUUAGAGUCCCUCAUUGCUGACAAAAGUGGUUCCAAGAAAACCUUGAGAAGUAGCCUUGAGGGGCCCACCAUAUUGGACAUAGAAAAAUUCCAUCGCGAGUCUUUCUUCUACACUCAUUUGAUAAAUUUCAGUGAAACCCUGCAGCAAUGCUGUGAUCUGUCCCAGCUGUGGUUCAGGGAAUUCUUCUUAGAGCUGACCAUGGGCAGAAGAAUCCAGUUUCCCAUUGAGAUGUCCAUGCCUUGGAUUCUGACGGACCAUAUUUUGGAGACCAAAGAGGCAUCAAUGAUGGAGUAUGUUCUGUAUUCUUUGGACCUUUAUAAUGACAGCGCUCAUUAUGCACUUACUAAAUUUAAGAAGCAGUUCCUCUAUGAUGAGAUUGAGGCAGAGGUAAACCUCUGUUUUGACCAAUUUGUCUACAAGCUGGCAGACCAAAUAUUUGCGUACUACAAGGCAAUGGCUGGCAGCUUUCUUUUGGAUAAGAGAUUACGUUCAGAAUGCAAGAAUCAGGGAGCAACCAUUCAGUUGCUACAGUCCAACCGCUAUGAGACGCUGCUGAAACAAAGACACGUCCAACUUCUUGGUAGGUCAAUAGACCUGAACCGACUGAUCACUCAGCGAAUCUCAGCAGCCAUGUACAGGUCAAUGGAACUGGCAAUUGGUCGGUUUGAGAGUGAGGAUUUGACUUCCAUUGUGGAGCUGGAUGGCUUGAUAGAGAUAAACAAAAUGACUCACAAGCUUCUGAGUAGAUACAUGACCUUGGACAGCUUUGAUGCCAUGUUCAGAGAAGCCAAUCACAAUGUGUCAGCCCCUUACGGAAGAAUCACUCUUCACGUCUUUUGGGAACUCAAUUAUGAUUUCCUUCCAAACUACUGCUACAACGGAUCCACUAACAGAUUUGUUCGGACCGUGCUACCGUUUUCUCAGGAAUUUCAGAGAGAUAAGCAGCCUAAUGCUCAGCCGCAGUAUCUUUAUGGAUCAAAGGUUGGAUUUAAUUCCCUUUACAUUUAUAGUUUGCUCAUGUUUAAAGAUAUCUCUUUUGAUUGUAGAAAUUGUGGAAUAUGA